GUCCACUGCACCUCCUGAGAGUUCGCCGGCCCGGGCCCCAAUGGGCUUGUUCCAAGGGGUCAUGCAGAAAUACAGCAGCAGCUUGUUCAAGACCUCCCAGCUGGCGUAAGUGACUCCUGUCUGGCCCCAGGACCAUCCAAGUUCACUCCGCUAACUGGGAUGGCAGGGAGGGUGGGAAGCAGGCCCACAGCCCCCAGGAGGGCAGAGGGCACUAUGGAGGCACCUGCCAGGCACGCUCCUUCUAGGGGUGCCCCCCUGGGGCCCCACUGCUCCUGCUGAGAUGGGCUUGGUGGCCACAGACUUCAGUCCUCAAGGAACUUCCAGCCAGGCAUGCUGGUGAUCCCCCCCUCAGAUGCCCCCAGCAUGGGACCUGAGUGCUGGAGGAGCCCCAUGGGGCUCUGAAACUGGGGACCCAGCACGAGGGAAAUUGGGGAGAUGGCCUUAGAACCCCAGAGGCCCAGGAGAGCUUGGAGUUGAACUUGAUGAGUUGGCUGCACCCUUCUGUUUGUCCCAGUCUCACUUUCCCCCAUGCCAUCGCUGUGGGUACAUCCAAAAUGCCCACACCCACAGCCUUUGUUUUGUUUAUUUGCCCUUAUUUGUGAAGUGCCAGGUGCUAAAAUCCAGAAAUAAUCUAAGCUGCAGGGGCUCUGUUUGCCUGGCACCAGGGGGCAGGGCUAAUGCGCUCCUUAGAAAAUAAUUCUGCCUCCCUCCCCUCUCUGUACCCCUGGAAUAGUGACCCCGGAAGCAGCCAAAAGCAAAAGAGGGACCCUAUCACUGGAACUGCAUUUCCUCACUCAGUUACGUUGUAGAGAAGGGAGGAGGCAAUUGGCCAAUAUUUUCUUUCUCCUUCCCAGCCUUUUUCAAAUCCUGUCGCCCUCCACUUCCUUGGUGUGGUGGGUGUGUGGAGUGGUUGACAAUCUGGAAAAGGGAGACCCAGAGCUGGUCUCAGCUACUGCCACCUCCUGCAUGACUGCCUGAGAGUCGCUGUCCCCUCUGAGUCUCCCUUCUCUGCAGGACACGGCUGGAGAGGGCAACGUGACCUCUAGGGUCCCGUCCAGCUUACUACUCUGAUGGCCUGACACCCCCAGAACCCUCCCCCACUCAUAGGGCGGGGACUUUGCCUGAGGUCAUGGAGAAGCUGUGAAUAUGUGGGCUGAGGGCUCCAGGGUCCUUGCAUCACAGCUGGAGAGACCCAAGCUGGGCGGCAGGUCCUGAAAGUGUUCUCACGACACUGCACCACGCCCUGCUCGCCAAGGCCACGAGAAAAGCCAGCCCUCCUCCCUUCCACUUCAGCUGGGGUCCCUUUGGAGACACUCCAGGAAAAGGGGGGCACAUACCCCCACUGGGCUUUUCCUGAUGCUGACAGGGGCUGCUCUGGCUGUUCCUAAGUGGAACUCGUCAAGGUGGCAGUGACGGUGCUGAUGGGGACCUCAGGACUUAUCUGAUCAGUUUCCCAUCGUCCUUGCUGGGUCUGUUGCUUCACCGGCAUCUGUGCUCUGACACCAUUAAUAACCACAGAGUCUGAGAGUCAGGAGGAAGUGCUGCUCACGCUGGAGGAAGUGGCUGGGAGAGUGCAGGGGCUGGUGGCAGAGACCGCCCAGAGCCCAUCCUAGCCCAACAUGGCGUGGGUGUCCUGGGAAUGAGGCCUGCCUCCAGCCUCACCUUCUCCAUCUGGGAAAUGGGACUAUUGAUGCAGAAGCCUCCCCAAAAGUGGAUCUGAGAGGCAUAGACAUCGUGGUUCUCACGGACUCUCCAAGGAUGAGGCCUGCGGACCCCUUGAUAAAGGCCAUCAAGGAUGGCGAUGAAGAGGCCUUGAAGACCAUGAUCAAGGAAGGGAAGAAUCUCGCAGAGCCCAACAAGGAGGGCUGGCUGCCGCUGCACGAGGCCGCAUACUAUGGCCAGGUGGGCUGCCUGAAAGUCCUGCAGCGAGCGUACCCAGGGACCAUCGACCAGCGCACCCUGCAGGAGGAAACAGCCGUUUACUUGGCAACGUGCAGGGGCCACCUGGACUGUCUCCUGUCACUGCUCCAAGCAGGGGCAGAGCCGGACAUCUCCAACAAAUCCCGAGAGACACCGCUCUACAAAGCCUGCGAGCGCAAGAACGCGGAGGCCGUGAAGAUUCUGGUGCAGCACAAUGCAGACACCAACCACCGCUGCAACCGCGGCUGGACCGCUCUGCACGAGUCUGUGUCUCGCAAUGACCUGGAGGUCAUGCAGAUCCUGGUGAGCGGAGGAGCCAAGGUGGAAUCCAAGAACGCCUACGGCAUCACCCCCUUGUUCGUGGCCGCCCAGAGUGGACAGUUGGAGGCCUUGAGGUUCUUAGCCAAGUACGGUGCUGACAUCAACACGCAGGCCAGCGACAACGCGUCUGCCCUCUACGAGGCCUGCAAGAAUGAGCAUGAGGAGGUGGUGGAGUUUCUGCUGUCACAGGGUGCCGACGCCAACAAGACCAACAAGGACGGCUUGCUCCCGCUGCACAUCGCCUCCAAGAAGGGCAACUACAGGAUCGUGCAGAUGCUGCUGCCGGUGACCAGCCGCACGCGCAUACGCCGUAGCGGCGUCAGUCCGCUGCACCUGGCGGCCGAGCGCAACCACGACGAGGUGCUGGAGGCGCUGCUGAGCGCGCGCUUCGACGUGAACACGCCGCUGGCCCCCGAGCGCGCGCGCCUCUACGAAGACCGGCGCAGCUCCGCGCUGUACUUCGCGGUGGUCAACAACAACGUGUACGCCACCGAGCUGCUGCUGCAACACGGCGCCGACCCCAACCGCGACGUCAUCAGCCCCUUGCUCGUGGCCAUCCGCCACGGCUGCCUGCGCACAAUGCAGCUGCUGCUGGACCACGGCGCGAACAUCGACGCCUAUAUCGCCACGCACCCCACCGCCUUCCCCGCCACCAUCAUGUUCGCCAUGAAGUGCCUGUCGCUGCUCAAGUUCCUCAUGGACCUGGGCUGCGACGGCGAGCCCUGCUUCUCAUGCCUCUACGGCAACGGCCCGCACCCGCCGGCCCCGCAGCCCUCCAGCAGGUUCAACGACGCGCCCGCGGCCGACAAGGAGCCCAGCGUGGUGCAGUUCUGUGAGUUCGUAUCUGCCCCAGAGGUGAGCCGCUGGGCGGGGCCCAUCAUCGAUGUCCUCCUGGACUACGUGGGCAACGUGCAGCUCUGCUCGCGGCUGAAGGAACACAUCGACAGCUUUGAGGACUGGGCCGUCAUCAAGGAGAAGGCAGAACCUCCAAGACCUCUGGCUCACCUUUGCCGACUGCGGGUUCGAAAGGCCAUUGGGAAAUACCGUAUAAAACUCCUAGACACCUUGCCGCUCCCAGGCAGGCUGAUUAGAUACCUGAAAUACGAGAACACCCAGUAACUGGGGCCACGGGGAGAGAGGAGUAGCCCCUCAGACUCUUCUUACUAAGUCUCAGGACGUCGGUGUUCCCAACUCCAAGGGGACCUGGUGACAGACGAGGCUGCAGGCUGCCUCCCUCUCAGCCUGGACAGCUACCAGGAUCUCACUGGGUCUCAGGGCCCAGAGCUUUGGCCAGAGCAGAGAACAGAAUGUGUCAAGGAGAAGAAUCAUUUGUUUACAAACUGAUGAGCAGAUCCCAGACCUUCUCUACCUUCAGGAAUGGCAGAAACCUCUAUUCCUGGGGCCAGGGCAGAGCUUGAGGUGUUCUGGGGAAGGUGGUGCUCAGAGCCUUCCCUGUGCCCCUCCACUUGUUCUGGAAAACUCACCACUUGACUUCAGAGCUUUCUCUCCAAAGACUAAGAUGAAGACGUGGCCCAAGGUAGGGGGUAGGGGGAGCCUGGGUCUUGGAGGGCUUUGUUAAGUAUUAAUAUAAUAAAUGUUACACAUGUGA
Molecule: messenger RNA, 3850 nt
Organism: Homo sapiens (human)
Lineage: Eukaryota; Metazoa; Chordata; Mammalia; Primates; Hominidae
Gene: ASB2
Product: ankyrin repeat and SOCS box containing 2
Exons: 8
Coding region: 1759-3360 (533 amino acids)
Biological process (GO): actin cytoskeleton organization; proteasome-mediated ubiquitin-dependent protein catabolic process; intracellular signal transduction
Cellular component (GO): ubiquitin ligase complex; cytosol; stress fiber
Source: RefSeq, a predicted model, not a curated record